Messenger RNA from Sesamum indicum (sesame), 1745 nucleotides. It is a transcript of the gene MAB1, whose product is annotated as Transketolase family protein. NCBI's taxonomy places the organism in Eukaryota, Viridiplantae, Streptophyta, Magnoliopsida, Lamiales, Pedaliaceae. Gene Ontology annotation, cellular component: pyruvate dehydrogenase complex. The record is from RefSeq and is a predicted model, not a curated record. Gene Ontology annotation, molecular function: pyruvate dehydrogenase (acetyl-transferring) activity. Gene Ontology annotation, biological process: pyruvate decarboxylation to acetyl-CoA.
AUCUGAUCUAUUUAAAUAUCCUGGUCUUGGAUCCCAUCUUCCUCCCACUCAACAAACCCUAGAUUGUCGAUCUUCCAAAGGUGAGAAUGAGGUGCAGCAGACUCAACGCAACGUGGCUUAGCUAAAUUCCGCUUGUGUGAACUCUGCAUCCAUUGUCAGAAGGAGAAGUAGGGCAAGUGGAUAUUUCCUAGAUUGUGGAGUAGUGGAAAAGGGAGGUCAGACUAUACGACAAGAAUUUGGCCUUUUUCUUUCCUGUGGAGCCAUAUCUUGAAAUUUUUGAAAGUUGUAAGAAAAGGCAGUUGUAAAGAGAGGAAGAUAUGUUGGGAGUUUUAAGGCGAAAAGUAGCCUGCAAAGCCAAUGCUUCGGCUUUGGAGCAAGGAAUCCGAGUUGCUGCAUCACGGGCUUUUUCUUCCUCAGGAAAGGAGAUGACCGUGCGUGAAGCUUUAAAUUCAGCACUUGAUGAAGAGAUGUCUGCUGAUCCCAAAGUCUUCAUAAUGGGUGAAGAGGUUGGUGAGUAUCAGGGUGCGUAUAAGAUCUCCAAAGGGCUUCUGGAGAAGUAUGGUCCAGAGAGGGUGCUCGAUACACCCAUCACCGAGGCUGGAUUUGCUGGAAUUGGAGUUGGUGCAGCAUAUUAUGGUCUAAGACCUGUAAUUGAGUUUAUGACAUUUAACUUCUCAAUGCAGGCCAUUGAUCACAUCAUCAAUUCUGCUGCAAAAUCAAAUUACAUGUCUGCUGGUCAGAUAUCAGUGCCUAUUGUUUUCAGAGGUCCGAAUGGUGCUGCUGCUGGUGUUGGUGCUCAACAUUCACAGUGCUAUGCAGCAUGGUAUGGAUCAUGUCCGGGAUUAAAGGUAUUGGCUCCAUAUUCUUCAGAAGAUGCUCGUGGCCUGCUUAAAGCUGCAAUAAGGGAUCCAGAUCCUGUUGUCUUCCUUGAAAAUGAAUUACUAUAUGGUGAAUCGUUCCCUGUUUCAGCUGAAGCUCUUGAUUCCAGUUUCUGUCUUCCUAUUGGGAAAGCUAAGAUAGAACGUGAAGGAAAGGAUGUAACUAUCACUGCUUUCUCAAAGAUGGUUGGCUAUGCUCUUCAGGCUGCUGAGAUUCUUGCAAAAGAUGGAAUCAGUGCUGAGGUGAUAAAUCUUCGCUCAAUCCGCCCUCUUGAUAGAUCCACAAUAAAUGCUUCUGUUAGGAAAACCAAUAGGCUUGUGACUCUUGAAGAAGGAUUUCCGCAACAUGGCGUUGGGGCUGAGAUCUGUGCAUCUGUUCUUGAGGAUAGCUUUGAGUAUCUCGAUGCAGCUGUUGAGAGGAUUGCUGGGGCUGAUGUUCCCAUGCCCUACGCCGCAAAUCUGGAGAGGAUGGCUGUCCCACAAGUUGAUGACAUUGUUCGGGCAGCAAAGAGGGCCUGUUACAGAUCAAGUUCAUUGGCUGCAAGUGCUUAAUCUUGCCCAAAUAAAGGCUUCUUUUGUUCCUAUACAUUCUUUUGUCUUAAUUAUGCUUUAAACGCCACUGUGGUGUGUACUUCUUGCCACCCUUUCUUGUAAUAAGUUAGGAUGCUCCUCAGAAUGCAAGAGUUAACAAGUUUACUCUUCGCCCAUUUCACAUGAACAAGAAACUCAGGAAAGGAAAUAAGGCUGACAUCUGUUUCCGUUUUUGCGCCAAUUACAGAGCAUGUUAAUCAUGUAAAUGAGAACUGGUUUGGAGAAGCUGUGUUACCGGUUCAAAUGCUGCUCGUUGUUCAAGUUUAUUUGUGAUUC